UUAUAUGGAAGAAAACCCGAAUUGCCUCUACUACCAUCCUUGGAUAUUCAAGACCCAAAGACCUAUGACACUGAAACUUGGAUGAGCUUCCUGAAUGAAAAGAUACCUUUAAUUCACCACAAAGCAUUGGAAAAUAUCAAGAAGGCUCAAGAAUAUCAAAAGAAAUUCUACGACAAGAAAUCA
Mucor mucedo is the source of this 183-nucleotide messenger RNA. RefSeq lists its product as uncharacterized. Lineage: Eukaryota; Fungi; Mucoromycota; Mucoromycetes; Mucorales; Mucoraceae. The annotation marks the transcript as partial. The transcript has a single exon. The record is from RefSeq and is a predicted model, not a curated record.